UUUCCUUCACUUUCCUUCAAAAAAUGUUUCAAAAAAAUAUUUUUAUUUUCCUUUUCUUAACAAUUUUUAUUUUAAAUUUAUCAACAUUAAUUAACGGGGAUUGUGUCCAAAUGUGCCAAGGAAGUUCUUGUUCUCAAAUUUGUAAAAAGAAAAGAGAUGUGAAUAAAUGGGUGGAUAUUUGGGGGAAAUUUAAUAAUUCGAAAAGGAGGAAAAGAAGUCUAGAAUCUUCUGCUAUACUUUGCCGGGUUGGAGUUUGUAAAAGUGCUAGUGCUUCUUUGGGAUGA
Messenger RNA from Meloidogyne enterolobii, 284 nucleotides. The record is from the annotation of a GenBank genome assembly. NCBI's taxonomy places the organism in Eukaryota, Metazoa, Nematoda, Chromadorea, Rhabditida, Meloidogynidae.